Molecule: messenger RNA, 409 nt
Organism: Neltuma alba
Lineage: Eukaryota; Viridiplantae; Streptophyta; Magnoliopsida; Fabales; Fabaceae
Product: arabinogalactan protein 41-like
Exons: 2
Coding region: 28-255 (75 amino acids)
Source: RefSeq, a predicted model, not a curated record
AAUUCUUAGUGGUUUGAUCUUUAAAGCAUGGCGUUUUUCAAGAGUUGUGCUGGAAUAGUGGCCAUCUCUGCUCUUGUUUUCACCAUUUUUAUGCCCUUCAUCGUUCAAGGCCAAUCGUUCCCUCCUGCUCCUUCUCCUGCACCUGGCCCUUCCAGCGAUGGUACCACAAUUGAUCAAGGGAUUGCUUACGUGCUCAUGUUUGUGGCACUGGUUCUGACAUACCUCAUCCAUCCUCUUGAUGCGUUCUCACACUAGGCACUUCGUAGAAGAACUUCAGAGAGAUUGAACAUAGUGGGCGGUUUUUUAUUAUCUUCUCCUGGAUAAUUUUCUUGUACCUGGAGUCUUUUUAUUUUUCAUUCUGUUGUUAGUUUUUCUUCCAUAUUUUGCCGGCAGUGGGAUUUUUGUGUUC